Messenger RNA from Pelmatolapia mariae (spotted tilapia), 5710 nucleotides. It is a transcript of the gene rab42a, whose product is annotated as RAB42, member RAS oncogene family a. NCBI's taxonomy places the organism in Eukaryota, Metazoa, Chordata, Actinopteri, Cichliformes, Cichlidae. The record is from RefSeq and is a predicted model, not a curated record. Gene Ontology annotation, molecular function: GTPase activity; GTP binding. The transcript has 2 exons. Bases 56 to 856 code for a protein of 266 amino acids. Gene Ontology annotation, biological process: vesicle-mediated transport; Rab protein signal transduction. Gene Ontology annotation, cellular component: Golgi apparatus.
GUAGCGGGUUUAUUGGAGUGAUAUUCGACUAGUAGAGCAUAGGUAAAUCUAUCACAUGAUUGCUGCGGCCGCUCUGUGCUCCGCGUCUCUUCCUGAACAGAAGGCAGUAGCAGCAGUUGGGGCUCCAUGUAAACACGCCGCGCGCAGGGCUUUGUUUCACACACACUCACUCCGCAGGUAUCUUCCCUCUAGUCAUGCCAUGGAUAUUUUGUGGCAAUAUCAGUUCCGAAUCAUUCUACUCGGGGAUUCCACAGUGGGCAAGUCCUCGCUGUUGAAGCGUUUCACGGAUGGAAUUUACAGCGAUGUGGCGGACCCGACGGUCGGGGUAGAUUUUUAUGCCCGCUCGCUUGACAUCGAACCCGGGGUGAAAAUAAAGCUCCAGCUCUGGGAUACGGCUGGCCAGGAACGAUUCAGGUCUAUCACAACAUCAUAUUACCGCAACUCUGUAGGUGGCCUGCUUGUCUUUGAUCUCACCAAUCGUAAAACCUUCGACCAUGUGAGGGAAUGGCACAAGGAGGUGAGUGAGCACAUCCUGCCUCACCACAUGGUCUACAUCCUCAUCGGCCAUAAAAGUGAUCUCAACAAGGACCGGAAGGUGAGCAGGGAUGAGGCAGAGCAGCUGGCCGCUGAGCUGGGCAUUCGCUAUGUGGAGACAUCGGCCAAGUGCAACAGCAAUGUGGACCGGGCCUUUGAGCUGCUGACCAGGGACAUCUACGAGCUGAUGAAGAUGGGGGAGAUCGUCACCCGUGAUGGGUGGGAUGGCGUGAAGAGCGGCCUGACUGCCAAGGUUCUCUACUCUGCAGAGGAUGAAGAGGAGUUGGCCCCUCCAUCAGCUGAAAAAAGCUGCCACUGCUGACUGAGAAGUCUUUGUGUUCCAACACUAUCCUAUCACACCAAGAGCUCACUUUGUCUCACAGCCGAUCAUCAAAACCAAAUCACUGAGGCUUAGCACCCUGUGAUAUCACCAUCCAUCACUUCCUCACCUUGUGCUUUGUGCCCUCUCUGUGUUGAUUUUUCAGACCACUGGGAUUAUUUUCAAUCAGGAUGCAAGAGUAAAUACCAAUGUGUACCUGUUGGGAAAGUAUUGUAUUGUUAAUUUGAUAUGAUGUAGCAUGAGUCGAGCUGUUUUGAGCCUCAUCUUGCUCAAGAAAAAAAAAAAGAAAGCAUGCCAAUGUGAUCAGGUGUUGUUGCUUAAAGUGUAGCCAGUACUCCUUUUCAUAGCAAUGGAGCUAAAGGACUACUGAGCAUAAGAAAGUACAAAUGGACUAUUAUGGUCUGGCAUCAUCCACAUUUCAUAUGGUACUAUUAUGGGUUUCUACUUGUCAAAAGUUUGUGCAAUGCUUUGCCUGCAGUCUUAAGUGGCUGUAACAUUGUAAAUAAUAGUUAAAUCUAUAAAGAUGAGAGCUAAAGGUGACUGAAAGCUAUUUAAUUCAUAGUGUGAACAGACACAGUGCACUCUGCAAUAAGUGUCACCAUAUUAAAUCAAUGUGCUCCUCCUGCUACUGUAAGCUGUGUGUGCACUUAUGCCAAAUUGACCUUUGACCAUUCUGUGAAUAUAUUAAUAAUGUUUUGGGUUUUUUUUGUAAAAAGGUAGAGAUUAUUUGUAGUAAAAGUGUAUACAUAAACAUAGAUUAUUGUAAUUAGACUAAGUGUAACAUACAACAUUCACAAUAGCAGUAAGUGGCAAUGUGAGAAAAGGGAGUUUAAAGUCUAAAUAUGCCCCAUUGAUAUAGACAUAGACGAUAUGCACAGCAAAAGCUAAUGAGCUUUGAUAUGUUUAUUGCAGGCCUCUAAACUGGCUUUAAUUCAGCUUAUCUGGGCCAUCAGCCCAACAAAUGUCAUGUCAUGAAACCAUGACAAAGGAUUUAGCUGCAUUUUCUGACUUUUUUUCUUUCAUUUUCUUUUUGCUGUACAAAUGAACCUGAUAAAAUUCUUUGUAGGGCCUUAAAAGUGCUUAGAGAAUUAGAGAAAAGCUCUAGCUUAGCUUAGCAUAAAGAACUGAGAGUAGUAACAUGUUUAAGCAAAUUAAUUUUAUGCUUACAUUCAUGGUUGCCAAAGUGCAGCCUGCGGGACAGUGGUGGCCCUUGGUAAUGUUCUGUGGCUGGAUCAAAACAGAAUCAAACAAAGGGAGCAUUUGUUGUCUGUUUUUGUUCUGGACAGCUAUAUAAAACACAGUUACAGUUGUCAAAAAAUGUAACAGACAAAAUUUCAAUUAACAACUUAUAACCCCUCCCUCUGAACACCAACUAAAUGGGUUUGUGUGUAUUUUUCCUGUACCUCUUGUCUACUGGUUCCCUAAACUGGCACUUUCUUGUUUAAACCAUGUCUGAAAAGCCACUAAAACCUGUAGUUACCAAGUUUAUCUAUUACUCUUCAACAGCUGGAGGCACUCAACCAGUUAAGUUGUUAAUACGCAACUGUUUUCCAAAGUCACUAAUGUAAGUGUCCUGUUGUUAUUGUGUUUUUUAUGAUGUUUUUAGACAUGUUAUAUAAAUGUGACAAAGGAAUUUCCCAUUAUUAAUUUUCUCACGCUGAUUUUAUGCACAUAAAUAUAAUUCUAAAACAACAGUUCGGAGCUGCAAUAUACCUACACCCAAAGUCACUAAAAUUCCUUGUAGCUAACAAAUUAUGAUCAAAUCUUUGUUGUGACUUUAGUUUUUCUUUGCUGGCUGGAGACACUCAAAAACUCCCUCCAGAAUCCCUGCUGAAUUAUUAAUAAGAAAAAUGAUUUAGACUUUUUUUAACCACAGAUUCAACAAGGAAGAUAAGCUGUGCAUUUUAGAGGUGCUAGUAUCGCUAGCUAUUGUGAUAGCUGUCACUCCUGCUUCCAGUCUUCAUGCUGAGUUAGCCUAGUUUGCCUCUUUGGCCCCCACAUAUCACUAUCUUUUCAGCAAAAUCCUAAAGAAUAUUAAAUGUUGUUUUUUUUUUAAGGGCUACAGUAGUAGGCUAUUUUAUUUUAGACCUGUUAUAUAAGUAUAACAGAGGAAAUCCCUUUUAUCAAUGUUCAAAAGCAGAAUUUUUACCAACCUAUAUAUAAUUAAGAAGUGCAAGUUAAUCUUGCUCACAUUGUUUGUUAACUAACUAAUGUACUGUAGAUUUUAUUCAGCUGUAAUGGAGAAUGAUUGGGUGUCUGCACACAUGACUUCCAAAACCUGCAGUGAAUACCUUUAACAAAGAGGAUCAUGAAUUCCUUUAAGGCUCUAGAGGCUAAUAAUUUGCUGCAACACACACUACACUGUAAACAGCAAGAAAAUAUGCAUUCUAAUGUUUUUACUUAUCAUUCAUGUGACCAGUCUGACACUUCUUUUUCAUUUGUCUGAACCAGUUAAUAAAAUGUACAUCAUGUGGUUGCAGCUUAGUAUUUGACAAGGAAUGUAUUCUAACUCAUUUCUGCAAUCCCUUUUCAUUUUUCAUUUAUUGUUUUGCACUAAUUCAAACUGCAUUUUUUUCCCCUGGUGAAAGUCUGUGUUUGUUUGACAAUCAAAUGUUAUCAUUUUGAGUUCUUGGUAUAGGUGAGGAAUACAGUGUUGGGGUGGCAAGCCUUGAAAUCGUGCUGAAUGAAAACCAACCAGUCUGUACAACUACCUUUCUCACUUUUGCCUCUAAUCUAAACAGGGUUACAUUGUAUUGUAUAAUACUGUGUGUUAGCACUGUGCUGUGAGCGUUACUGACGACUACAGACUCAUGUAGUUGGGAGGAAAACACUGGAAAGACAGGAAGAAGUAUUAUUUUAAAAGAUUGAAUCUAUGGGAUAAAAAGACCAAUUGAAAACCUAUAUAUACAUAAAUCAACAACAGCACAAAAAAUAUGAUUCAUUUUCAUCUUAUUUGUAAUCUUACAAGCUAUACCAAUACAUCUGCAGUGACUGUAAGUAGUAAUAUUACUACAAUGAAGGUGAAUGACUAACUUUCUGUCCAACUCUAGCUUCUCUCUGUGUUCUUUGAAAACAAUUUGUGGAAACAUUCUUAUUUGUUUUCUUUCCAAUCUCUCUUUCCCAGUGAGAUGACAAGACUGAUGCGACAUUAUCUUCUAGUGUUCUAGAGUCAGGAGGCAGUUAGCAUAGCUUAGCAUAAUGACUGCCUCCAUCUGACUUAUUUCAACAAAUGAACUGCAAAAACACCAAGCAGCGAACACUUCUGAGCAAACAGACUUCAUAGUUUGAAGACAUUAAGCUGAAUCGUGUCGCAGACACGCACUUAGUUUACAAAAUCGUAAUUUUUGUCUUUGACUUUUUCCAAACCCCGAAAAAUGAUUUAAAUAUUGGACUUUUGGUGCCAAUCUAAUGUGUUCCAAGGGAUACACAUGUAGACAAAUAAUCUUAAAUUAUUCUAUCUUUAAAUAGAUAUAUUUCAUUCUGCCGGUUUUGUUGAAUGUAUGAUUUAAAUGUAGCUUUGCUGUAAAAAACAUACUUCCUAUCGUUCCUUAAGCAUCACUAGUUUAUUGGUUUAGUAUCACUUUUUACUAUAUUACACUUGGAUUCAGCUUCAGCAUUAUUUGUAUGGUAUAAUAAACUGAAAUCCAAAGCUAUUCUAGCAUCUUUUUUAAUGCAAAAAGGAAAACGGUAGCUCUAUUCAGUUUAUCAAAGCCUGUGUUACUAGUUUGUCUUGCUUUACAAACUGUGCAUACCCUUGGCUGUGCUGUUUAACUCCUGUUUACUUUCCACAAAUUAUUUUUAUGUUUUAAACAUAUCACCAAAAUUCUGUUUAAUUUUUCUAUAUAGGAACAUAAAUAGUAGAAGAUCAGAUUGAAUUUUUUAUUCAAUUCUGGCCCAAUAAUUUAGCUUCAUAAAGUUCACCAAUGUUUCAGUUUGUGUAUGUAAGUGGAGUCAUCGUUCUGGAACUAUUUUUUGGUCAAUUAAGCCAAAACCUAACAUUUUUAUAUUUUAGUUUGUGAGCAGCUUUGUGGAAUACGAUAUAAAGAGUAACUUUUUGAGCUAACAGCAUGGCAGUUCUAUCUCUUUACUGACCACAGAGAAUGUGUAUAUCUGUGCUUUAGACUUUAACACCUGUAGAAAGAAAAGGAAAAAAGAAAAUAACCUUUUUUUCUCCAGUACACAUUUUUCUUCUAACUGACUUAACCACUGCUGCUUUCUCUCUCUCUUGUCCCUCAAACUGGGCUUUAGAAUCAGUAACCAACUAUUUCCAUGGAACAUAAUGAACAAACAUCUAUUGCCAAGAGGAGCCAGAGGUGACUAACAGCAUGAAAUGCUCCAAAUAUUCUAUUUAACCAAUCAGAAAUGUCCUGCUCUAAAAGCCCGACCCCCUUGUAGCCCACUGAAACUUUGAAAAGUACUACCAACGCUUUUUACAUGCCUCUGUGUAUGGACUUUUUGGUCGGUAAAAUAAUUCUUCCCUUUUCCUUACUUUGACAACAUAUGACCAUCCAAAGGUCAUAGUCACUGUUGUUCCUGUUGUGGAAAAGCAGCUAUUGAUACCAAUUAUCUCUCGUCAGUCUUAGAAAGAAAACAAAUAAGAACAUUUAAAAAAAGAAAGAAAAAAGAAACAAAUCACCCAUGUAAUUAAUAGUGUCAUAUCCAGUGAACUGAUCAAAAUAAUCACAGGUAGGGUUUCUCUACCAUGUAACAUCAAGCAGUACAGCUUCUGAUCCCCCGAUGGUCAUGUUCCACAGUAUUACUGAAUAAAUGUUAUUUAUUUUUAUGUUAUGUAUAAGGGAUAUUGGUUAUUAAAUGAAUAAAUAGAUGUACGUUGAA